This is a messenger RNA of Cuscuta campestris, 2237 nucleotides long. The record is from the annotation of a GenBank genome assembly. NCBI's taxonomy places the organism in Eukaryota, Viridiplantae, Streptophyta, Magnoliopsida, Solanales, Convolvulaceae.
AAACAAAUUUUGUUAUUCCCAAUAUGAUCAGGGAAAAAAAGAAUAGAACACCGUACAUGAAAAAUUUCUCUACAAAAUUGUUGAUGAUACUAAGAUCUACUAUUCAUGCUAGAGAUGACGUCAAGGAAGAUAUCCUCCGGAAUAGGAAUUGUUAGCCCGCCCAUCGGAUGAUCAAAUCCAAAUUCUUCUUCAGCUUGACAGAGCAGGUCUUGGAAUGAAUGAUCCUUCAAGUAUGUUAUUGGCAGGACAAAGCGUUUCUUCUCGCCCUCGCCUACAUAGACUGCAAAGUGACCCUUAGGAACCUCACUUUCUCUUUUUGAUAUCGAGGAAGACCUUUUGAGGCCUCCUUGUUUCCCACGGAGAAUGCGCCCCAUACUGAUUGCCAUAUUUCUUUAGAAUCUGGAGGAAGCGUUAAAUGAAGAAACAGUUUGUGAAUGCUGAAAUAAUGUUCUGUGUGAACUUUGGAGGAAGUCCUUGAGUUUGAAUGGUGGUGAAUACCAACUAAAAUGUGUUUAUAUAGAUAUAUGAUACUUUAGAAGGUGCAAUAAGUGAUAUGAAGUUGAGAUAGCUCAACCACAUAUGUCAUUACCACAUGCUUUUGUCUUCCAAUUAUGUGCACUGCCAGCAUGGUUGGUACAGCAUAAGGAGUGGUAUUUGUGUAUGAAACGUUCUUUGGGAAAUCAUCAAUAGUUUAUACUGCCUAUGAACAUUAUUCCCCACAGGUUUCAAUGAAAUUGAAUAGAUAAUGGCAGCUCAACUACUUAUGCUAUUCAAAGAAUAAUGAGAGAUGAAGAUUCAUCGUAUUUUCCCAGAAAAUAGAUCAACUGAUUUGCUUCAAUGGGAAACAUAGCCAUGUGAUUCUGAUUACAUGUCUUCCUGAUUGAAGCUAAAUGGCCCCAUGUGUCUAGUUAGCACAUGGUUUUGCCUUCAUGAAGAACUGAAGCUUUUGCCAGCCUGCUGAACAUGAUAAAUAGAAGGCUUGCAUCUUCUGCAUUCUGAUUAACAGACACUGCUAUGGUUCCAAAAAAUUAUCUGCUUGAUUUAGUUCUUAGAAAUUCGGUGCAGUACUUCCUCUACUGUUACCUAUCUGUUGAAUUUUUCUCCGUACUCUCUAUUUGUGUUCAUCAGCAUCACUACACCAAGAAGGGCACAGAAAUGUGUCCACUGGUAUCCAUAAGUCCUGGUUUCUCUUCUUUGAAUGAUGAAUGGCUUCUUUAUUUGGAAUGUUACAAAGGGGUUGCCUGAAGAGAAAGCUCAAACCAUACUUUUUACAGCCUCAUUUAUGGUAGUCAUAUUUUGGCAAGGCAGAGAUUGGGGCAAAUGCUGGUUGAAAGAUCCUGAGCAGAAUGGCAUUUUUAGUAACUGUUUUGUAUAAUGGAGCUAGACUGCUAGAGUCAGCCAGCGUUGAUCACUCAGAAGAAAGCAUUUCGAUUCAUUAGAAUGUGAGGGAAUGAAGUUAUAGAGUAGUGUGAAGAGUAAAUGUCAAUGGCCCUUUGGAGUGGAAAGUUUUUCUUUCAGCCCUGCUUAAAACUCUCUUUCCUGCUUAAAACAGUUUCUUAGCAAUAAGUUCAAAAAUGAAAUGGAGCUACUUGGCUGAUUCUUUGGAUGUCAAGUACUGUAAUCAAUGGAGGCACUUUACAGGUUGAUGAGCCCAAAUCUUUGCUGCCUGCAUUCUGCGAUAUGCUUGGAUUUCCGGAAUCAAAGAAAUGUAUGAAAGUGUGGGGAUAAAAAACAAUACUUAAGAGAGAGCUGAAUUCAAAAUGUGAUGGCUUUCACCGAAUGCUUAGCAACGAAAUGGCUCGGCCUUAUUCGUUUCCAUCCAAGUUGCAACAAGUUACCACAUGGUUCUUCAGGAUGCUUAUUAUUUGCAACUGCUAUCUUGUGUGUUUCCAAUGAUCAGACACUUGCUAAAUUGCUAUAGUUGGUUGUGAGUAGUCUUGAAUGGUGCCAAAUGAAGCGCUGGCUAAUGGAAUCAUCACCAAAUCCAGGACUCCCGUGGCUUUCUUCGGCUUCCUGAAAUUUUCUCCCUUUAAUGGUUUAUUUACCUCAACUUUUGCAUAUAUUAACGUGACAGGUGCCUCAUCCAUCAUUCACGGUGAGCUCUUCUUGCAUCUUAUUUUUUUCCUAUUGAGAUUCAGAUUCGGUAAGUGCUAGUCGAACCUAACUCUGUUGACUCAACUUCCAAUUUAGAAUUAUAAUUUGUAACUCUUAAUUUCCAUAAGAGCUUGGAGAUAUCU